This is a messenger RNA of Drosophila obscura, 4264 nucleotides long. It is a transcript of the gene hep, whose product is annotated as dual specificity mitogen-activated protein kinase kinase hemipterous. Lineage: Eukaryota; Metazoa; Arthropoda; Insecta; Diptera; Drosophilidae. Gene Ontology annotation, biological process: protein phosphorylation. The record is from RefSeq and is a predicted model, not a curated record. Gene Ontology annotation, molecular function: ATP binding; protein kinase activity.
AUCCGCCACCACAGCUCUGCUCUCGUGCUGGUCAAAGAGAAGAUAGAGAGAAGAGGAGAGCAUCCCGUAAAGAACCGUAACAAUGUCCACCAUCGAAUUCAUUGGCAGUCGACUGCAGUCGCUGGAGGCUGCGCUGCAGGCGCAGAACGAAUCCCAUGAACAAAUUGUCUUAUCGAGGCCGCGCGGCGGCAGCAGCGGCGUCAGCGGAGGCUCCUCAUCGCUGGCGCGUGUCCAACCAGCACCAGCAGCCCCCUCACCGGCCACCGUUGCCGCCACCUCCACCACAGUUGGACCGCCCAUCAGCUUAGCCUCCCGACCCGCGCCACCAGUUCCUCAGCCAGCGCUGGCCCCCUCAGCGGGCGUCUAUGGCGGCACCUUUAUCCCGCCCACCACCAGGAGUCCGCGUCCCACACCGAGCCUGCCACUGUCUGAGGCUGGCUCGUAUCGGCGCCGAAUGAUCCUGUCGCUGCCUACACAGCUGCAUCCCUCGGAAACGGAGACGGACAAGAAGCUGAAGAUCAUCAUGGCCCAGACGGGCAAGCUGAAUAUAAACGGGCGACAGUACCCGACGGACAUCCACGAUCUGCGGCACCUGGGUGACCUGGGGAACGGGACCAGCGGCAAUGUGGUGAAAAUGCUGCAUGUCUCCAGCGAGACGGUCAUUGCUGUCAAGCAGAUGCGGCGCACGGGCAAUGCGGAGGAGAACAAACGCAUCCUGAUGGAUCUGGAUGUGGUGCUCAAGUCCCACGACUGCAAAUACAUUGUCAAGUGCCUCGGUUGCUUUGUCCGCGACCCGGACGUUUGGAUCUGCAUGGAACUGAUGUCGAUGUGCUUCGACAAGCUGCUCAAGCUCUCCAAGAAGCCGGUGCCGGAAUGCAUUCUCGGCAAGGUCACAGUGGCGACGGUCAAUGCCCUGUCGUAUCUGAAAGACAAGCACGGGGUCAUCCAUCGGGACGUAAAGCCCUCGAACAUACUGAUCGACGAGCGUGGCAACAUCAAGCUCUGCGACUUUGGGAUCAGCGGUCGUCUGGUGGACUCCAAGGCCAACACGCGCUCGGCUGGCUGUGCGGCGUACAUGGCGCCGGAACGCAUCGAUCCAAAGAAACCAAAGUAUGACAUACGCGCCGAUGUCUGGUCGCUGGGCAUUACGCUCGUGGAGCUGGCCACCGCGCGAUCCCCCUACGAAGGCUGCAACACGGACUUUGAAGUGCUCACCAAGGUGCUGGACUCGGAGCCACCCUGCCUGCCCAGCGGCGAGGGUUUCAAUUUUAGUCAUGAGUUUCACGAUUUUGUCAUCAAGUGCCUCACAAAGAACCAUCAGGAUCGACCCAAGUAUCCGGAGCUCCUGGUGCAGCCAUUCAUACGGAACUAUGAAACGGCUAAAGUAGAUGUUCCAAAUUGGUUUCAAAUGGUCAUGGAGACAGCCGGCAAGCGGCUGCGCGUCAAUGGCGAUCCCACGCUGAAGAGACCAACAACAACCACAACAACAGCAGCAGCAGCGGCAACAAGUGGAAGUGGUGCAGCAGGAGGACCUGGAUCAGGAGUAGCAGCAGCAACAUCAUCAGUGGUGGUACCAGUAUCAGGAGCAGCCCCAACAAAAUACGGCAGAGCGGCAAUAUCCUACCAAGCGCCGAGCACCACGAAUCCACAAAAGACAAUAAAACCCACACAGAUACCGAGCUACCAGCAACCACAGGCGCUACAACAGCAACAGCAACAGUCGCAGUAUUUCAUACAAUCAGCCACACAACUACCUCAAACAACAAUUACGCCAGCAGCGACAGCAGGAACAGCCACAAACUGCUUCGGCCACAGUGGUGGGAGCAGGAGCGGUAGCAGCAGUGCCAGCCCAAUGUCGCCGGCCAGUGGGAUAAGCGCCAGUCCACUGUCGCCGCCCAGUGGUGGUGGCAUCUGUGCCAGCCCACUGUCGCCACUGUAUCGGAAGUCGCCCUUUAUGCAGCGGAAGCUGAGCAAUGGAAACCCUCAUCAUUAUCAGCCGCAGCACUACAAAUACAAUGAUGAGAGCCCCAAGAAGGAGUCGAUGUUCAGCAGCAUUGGCCAAUCGAUUCUACGCAAUCUGACGACAUCGCCCUUCAGCCAAAAGAAACACCAUGGAACAUCGUCAUCGUCAGCAUCGACUACACCAACAGCAACACCAACAGCAAUAAAAUCCACAGGAACAACAACACUGCCGCACCAAACCAACCAAACCACAACAACCACGGAUAAAACAGCAGCAGCAGCAGCAGCAGUAGCAGUGCCAACGCUAACGCCAACAACAGCAGAAACAGCGCCAGCGACAGCACACAGCACGCCCCAAUGGCGACUGCCAGCGGAUAAUCCCUUAGCCUACGACAGCUGUGAUAGUAGUAGUAAUGUGAAUUUGAAUGCGAAUGCAAAUACCCUGACCAUGGGCCUAUCUACCCCCUCACCCUCGCUGCAGCGCAGGCCAUUUACCACAGAGAUACAAACACAGGCGGCAACAGGCUCGCCGGUGACGUUGCAGCUGAACUGCCAACUACAGCAGCAGCAGCAGCAACCACCGCGUUUACAGCCAGGGAAUCAAAGCCCCAUAGUGCUGCAACGCUUCUACCAUCAGCAGAACCAGCUUCGCGAGAAAGAGGCCGCCGAGCGGUACCAGCAUCAGCGCCAGCAGCCAGUCGGCGGCACUAGCACGAACCCGUUCCACAGCAACUACGUGCCGCCACCGCCCUCGACGCACUCCACAUCUAGUCAGUCGUCCACGCAGUCGACGUGCUCGCAGAUUGCUGCUCCCCUCGCCAGCCUAUCGCCACCUGGAGCGACAACUGCGGCGGCUGCGGGACACUUUGGGGUGGGCAGUGCGGAGCAGCUGCAGUACCAGCCGCUGCCACUAACUACGGCGGAGGCGGCUACCAGUCCCAGAUCCCCAGAGCAGCCGCAACAGCAACAGCAGCCCCUGCACCUGCACUUGCAGCAACAGCAGCAGCAGCAGCAACCGCAUCCACAGAUGGAAUAUGGCGUCGGAGGAGGAGGAGGCGUGGGUGGUGGGGGAUCGAUGGUGGCCAGCAAGCUGAGCAAGCUGUAUGCCCGCCGUCAACUUUUGGGACAGAGCUCGAGCAGUGGGGCGAGCAGCAGCAGCCUGGACGGGAAAGAGCACCACGAUGCGGGCUGGUUCAACACACUCGCCGGCGCCAUGAAGCGACAGUUUGCCACCUAUGUUAAAACCCAAUUGAAUUCCACAGCCACGUCACCGGUGGCCAGCUCGCAGUCGCAGCCACAGAUGCAGUCGCAGGUACAGCCGCCGGCCUACAGGAGUGUCGUGAACAAUGGCGGCGGCAAGGCCUACUAUUAUCGCACCCUCUCGGCGGCCAGCAGCAGCAGCAACACCAGCCAGAGCACCUCCCCCACCACAGAGCCGCUGGCCAGCAGCGCUGGCUUCCUGCGGCGCUAUGCCAGCAGUGGUGGUGCCGGUCCCGGAGGCGGCGGCAGCAUCAGUACACCGCCCAGUCCUCACAUACUGGCCGGACUGGAUCGCAGGCAUCGGAGUCCGGAUCCGCCGCCACGCUACAAUCGCGGCCAGUCGCCGUUGCUGCUGCGCAAGAAUCUGCUAGAGCUGAGCGGACAGCCGCCAGGCUCUCCCCUGCUUCACAGACGAUAUGUGUCGGCAUCGCCGCCGUUGCCGCCGCCGCGACGCGGCUCUGAGAGCGUGCCCGGAUCGCCGCAGCACUUCCGCACCCGCAUUCACUACACCCCCGAGCCACAGAGACGCAUCUAUCGCACCAUAGAUCAAUGAGUGGCGCUGCAAAUCAUGGUCAUGUGAUGCUGGUAUGGCUUCGAUGACGAUUCCGGCGGUGCAGGUGAUGCCUCCGAUGCCUCCGUUCUGGAUGCAUCAAUGGGGGACGCAUCGCUGUCGAUGCCGGCGCCACUAGGUCCCUUGAGCACCGCCACAACGGUGGGGGGAAUAGGCGUAGCAGGUCGUCGGACAUGCUCGGCGAGUGGUUCGUAUGCCAGCUUGUAUGCGGAUGCUAAUGCGGAAACGGAUACGGAUACGGAUGGGCAUGCAUGGCCAGGAGCAAUGGCUACGGCAACAGCAAAAACCAACAGCAGAAAUGGGAACAGAUGGAAGGAUAAGGCGCCGUGGACAUGUGAUUGAGAAUGACAGACAGACAGACAGACGAAAUAUUAUAGAGAAAAAAGCAAAUGAAAGUGUUCAAAAGUCUUAUACGUAUAAGUGUUUGGCCUCAGCGAAUCUUCUUCAUCUUCAAAAAAAAAACGCCUAAUU